Leptinotarsa decemlineata (Colorado potato beetle) is the source of this 1256-nucleotide messenger RNA. It is a transcript of the gene Hexim, whose product is annotated as Hexamethylene bisacetamide inducible. Gene Ontology annotation, molecular function: cyclin-dependent protein serine/threonine kinase inhibitor activity; 7SK snRNA binding. Lineage: Eukaryota; Metazoa; Arthropoda; Insecta; Coleoptera; Chrysomelidae. Gene Ontology annotation, biological process: negative regulation of cyclin-dependent protein serine/threonine kinase activity; negative regulation of transcription by RNA polymerase II. The record is from RefSeq and is a predicted model, not a curated record. Gene Ontology annotation, cellular component: nucleoplasm; nucleus; cytoplasm.
AACAAUAAAAUCGUGUUGAAUUAAAAUGGCGAUUUCGUUCGAGUCGGGCUCAUUUCAUCUCCAGCUGUUGAACAGAGUGUGUCCUGACAGAGUGCAUAUACGUAGUGAAAGUGAAUAAUAUUCCAAGACAUUCGUGAAAAUGAGCAAUUUGUACCCAAAACUCGUGGAAAAUGACGAGGAGCUGAAUUUGGGCGAAAAGCUUCCCCAAGAUGACGUCCUUCGACAAGACGCUGCGCGCGCACCUGACAGAUUCGGCGCCGGCGCGAAGUUUGCCGAAGGCGAGCUUCCUGUGAAGAAACGGAAAACGAGACGCGGGAAAUCCAAACGGAGGCACCCGUAUUUGAAAAACGCUAGAAAGUCGAACAAACUGAUUAAACCAGAGGCGCCCCAUAACAGCAACCAGUUUUUGCUAGAGGAUCACGGGCAAAUCGAGGAUCUCGAUAAAAAUUUGAUGUCUCCUUCGGCCGGGAGGACGAGGGACUCCAGUUUUAGCAUCGAUUCUGACGGGGACUUUUACUCUUCCCCUGAUGACGAAGAACAGUUUCUUAUAAAAGAUUUCGACGACCAGUACGAAAGUCUCCAGGCCGUGAGGUUCCAGACAUUGUCAAAGGGACAGUUGAUCGAAGAGUAUCUCAUUCUCGAAAACAAACUAGAAGAGAUGACAAAGAGACUGCAGAAAUUCGAAGAAGAUGACACUGAAGACAGCGGGCCGGAGCUCAAGCAAGAAAUCGAAAGGCUCACCAUAGAAAACGAGCGUCUGAGGAGAGAAAAUGACGUGCUACGCAGCAAAGUGAACCCUUCGGAUUCCGAAGACUCCGAGACUGACUCUAGUGAUUCUUGCAGCACGUCUUCGAGUAGCCACACCAGCGGCAGAUCCAGUAGGUCGCGCAGCCCCAUCUCCACCGUGGAUUACAGCAAGACAAACGGACACCUUGGCCCCGGCAAGCCUGUGUCAUAACUGAACGGUUCCACUUUUUCUUCAAAUCAGUGUUAUUUUUUCCAUUCCCUAUUAUAGAGAGUACCUAAUGCUUGUAAAGAUUGUUUUCUGGAGUUAUAUUUUAAUAUAUUCGCAACAAAUUUCCUAAGAAAAUGUAGUCAGCACCAGAGAUGUAUAAUAAUUAUGUAAUUCAACUAAGUUGUUUUUAGUUAGGCACUCGUUUAUUUCGUUAUUGAUUUGGUCUCAUAAUUUUAAAACCUCCAGUACAAUUACCUUUAAUUAGUGUUGAGGAUUUAAGUUUAUAAAACUUUGGUGUGUC